CUGGAAGCAGAAAGCAUUAUGAAAAAUCAGUCAAUGGAAUUUCACUUCAUUCUUUUGGGAUUGACAGAUGACCCACGAUUGCAAAUUGUGGUUUUUCUAUUUCUCUUUCUCAAUUACAUGAUGAGCCUGGUGGGGAACUUAGUCAUUGUGUUCCUCACCUUGCUGGACCCUCGCCUCAAAACUCCAAUGUAUUUCUUUCUCCGUAAUUUCUCCCUUUUGGAAAUCAUGUUCACAACAGUGUGUAUUCCCAGAUUCUUGACAACCAUUGUGACUGGAGACAAAACUAUUUCCUAUAAUAAUUGUGCAUCUCAGUUGUUUUUCAUUCUUUUGCUGGGAGUCACAGAAUUUUAUCUCCUGGCUGCCAUGUCCUAUGACCGCUAUGUUGCCAUCUGCAGACCAUUACACUACCCUAUCAUCAUGAACAACAGAGUGUGUUACCAACUUGUCCUCAGCUCCUGGGUGACUGGGUUCUUGGUCAUCUUUCCCCCAUUGGCAAUGGGUCUUGAGCUGGAUUUCUGUGAUUCUCGGAUAAUUGAUCAUUUUAUGUGUGAAACUUCUCCUAUUUUGCAGAUCUCCUGCACAGACACUCAUGUCCUAGAAAUGAUGUCUUUUGUCUUAGCAGUGGUGACACUUGUAGUUACACUGGUACUAGUAAGUCUCUCUUACUCUUUCAUCAUUAAGACUAUUAUGAAUUUCCCUUCUGCACAGCAAAGAACCAAAGCCUUCUCCACCUGCACUUCCCACAUGAUUGUUGUCUCCAUAUCAUAUGGUAGUUGCAUCUUCAUGUAUAUUAAACCAUCUGCAAGGGAGAGAGUGACUGUGUCUAAAGGUGUAGCUUUGCUGUAUACUUCAAUUGCCCCUCUCUUGAAUCCUUUCAUUUAUACAUUAAGAAACCAGCAGGUGAAAGAAGUCUUCUGGGAUAUAUUACAAAAGACUUUGAGCUUUUCAAAACACAAAGUUUAA
This is a messenger RNA of Rattus norvegicus (Norway rat), 963 nucleotides long. RefSeq names its product olfactory receptor family 6 subfamily C member 6F (gene Or6c6f). The record is from RefSeq and is a predicted model, not a curated record. Gene Ontology annotation, molecular function: G protein-coupled receptor activity; olfactory receptor activity. The transcript has 2 exons. Gene Ontology annotation, biological process: G protein-coupled receptor signaling pathway; signal transduction; detection of chemical stimulus involved in sensory perception of smell. Gene Ontology annotation, cellular component: plasma membrane; membrane. NCBI's taxonomy places the organism in Eukaryota, Metazoa, Chordata, Mammalia, Rodentia, Muridae. The coding region runs from base 19 to 963 and encodes 314 amino acids.